Molecule: messenger RNA, 1312 nt
Organism: Sesamum indicum (sesame)
Lineage: Eukaryota; Viridiplantae; Streptophyta; Magnoliopsida; Lamiales; Pedaliaceae
Product: spermidine synthase
Biological process (GO): spermidine biosynthetic process
Cellular component (GO): cytosol
Molecular function (GO): spermidine synthase activity
Source: RefSeq, a predicted model, not a curated record
GGUUGCAAGUGGGUUUGUAGAGGGAAUUGAGUCUGUGGUUGGAUUGCCAGCGAAGAGAGCAGGAGGCGGACGGCGGCGGCGUUUGGUGGAGAUGGAAGUAAACAACGGAGGCGCAGCGGGGCAACCGGAGGGCUUCUCCUCGGUUAUACCGGGGUGGUUCUCGGAGAUUAGCCCAAUGUGGCCAGGAGAAGCGCACUCGUUGAAGGUAGAAAAGAUAUUAUUUCAGGGAAAAUCUGAUUACCAGAAUGUCAUUGUUUUUCAGUCAUCCACUUAUGGGAAAGUUCUUGUCUUGGAUGGCGUCAUUCAGCUCACAGAGAGAGAUGAAUGUGCUUACCAAGAAAUGAUCACUCACCUUCCUCUCUGCUCAAUUUCAAACCCGAAAAAGGUUCUGGUAAUUGGAGGAGGAGAUGGAGGUGUCUUGCGGGAAGUAUCUCGUCAUGCCUCUGUUGAGAAGAUAGACAUCUGUGAGAUAGAUAAGAUGGUUGUUGAUGUUGCAAAGGAAUAUUUCCCAAGUGUGGCUGUUGGAUUUGAGGAUCCCCGAGUCACGCUGCACAUUGGAGAUGGAGUUGCAUUUCUCAAGGCUGUGCCAGAGGGAACUUAUGAUGCAGUUAUAGUGGAUUCUUCAGACCCGAUAGGUCCAGCACAAGAGUUGUUUGAAAAGCCCUUCUUUCAGUCGGUAGCCAAGGCUCUUCGUCCAGGAGGGGUUGUGUGCACUCAGGCUGAAAGCAUUUGGCUUCACAUGCACAUUAUCGAAGAUAUUGUUGCCAACUGCCGACAGAUUUUCAAAGGCUCAGUCAAUUACGCCUGGACCACAGUCCCAACAUACCCAAGUGGUGUUAUUGGUUUCAUGCUUUGUUCCACUGAGGGUCCCCCUGUUGAUUUCAAGAAACCAAUUAACCCAAUAGAUGCGGAUGAUAGUCAUGUGAAAACCAAGGGACCAUUGAAGUUCUACAACUCUGAGAUACAUUCUGCAGCUUUCUGUCUACCCUCAUUUGCCAGAAAAGUCAUCGAAUCAAAGGCCAAUUGAAGAAGCUCUGGAGCUAUUAUAGAAGCAUAGGAACCAAGCUGUUGUUUAGUUCCUUAUUUAUAUGCUCAUUUAAAUGCAUCCACCAACAGUCUAGAAGUGAAAUUUUGAGUCAGUUGAUGGUUGAACCGGUUCUUUAAGUAGUUCUUUUGUUAGAAGGAAAAAGUCUUUCGUCGGUCCUCUACUCCAGAUUUCAUCGUUCUUUUUUCUUUAGAUGAAAUUUAUCCUAACAUCAAAUAUUAGUUCACGACAAGCACUAUCGUUAUUAUUAUCGCGAUAUUAAGUCUC